Molecule: messenger RNA, 1931 nt
Organism: Parasteatoda tepidariorum (common house spider)
Lineage: Eukaryota; Metazoa; Arthropoda; Arachnida; Araneae; Theridiidae
Source: RefSeq, a predicted model, not a curated record
AACAGAUUAAAAAAAAUUUAAACUUGGUUAUUUUGGUAAAUCAUAACACAUUUAUAAUACGACUUUUGAAAAUAACUAUUUAAAUUGCCUUUAUGUUAUUAUUUAUUUUAUUUUGUCUAAUUAUUAGACAUACGUUUGAAAGUAAAAUAUAAAAGUGUUUCAAAAAAUCUUAAAAAGCAUGAAGAAUGACCUUUAAAAGUCUAUUAAUUAAACGAAACAACUUUUUCUCGGAAUCCAUGUUUGCAAUUUAUUUGCACCUUAAUUUAAAAAAACAAACCAGAAACUGGGAUUAAAGAAACCUUAAGACUGCAACAGCUCAGAACUCUCAAAAGACAAUUUCCUCAGACCAAGGAAUCGCCUCCAACUAUCUAAAUAAAGAAACUGCAAUGGAGUCCUCUCUGGAAGGCUUACUUAAUGAAACCAAUGCUAUAAACAUGGAAAAUACCAUAGAAGACGUGACUCAAAAAGUAAACUGCAUCGGUAACUACGAAAAUGUAACUCAGACUUUCAAAGAUAAGCAAGCUUACUGCAAUGCUACGUGGGAUGGCUUAUCAUGUUGGCCUCCAGUCAAAGCAGGAUCAAUUGCUACAGUACCCUGUUUUCAUGAAUUUAAUGGAGUACUUUAUGAUACAUUAGAGAAUGCCACAAGAUCUUGCGGCGAAAACAGCAGCUGGGCGGAGAGAUCUGACUACUCAAGGUGUAAACCCCUAGAGGAAGAGGAACCCCAUAUCAAGGUUUUAUGGGAUAUAAAAGAAGCAGGCACAAUUUAUUACGUAGGAUAUGGAAUGUCCCUUCUGGCUCUAACAGCUGCUCUUUCAAUUUUUUUGCAUUUUAAAAAUCUUCGCUGCUUACGAAAUAAUAUCCACACGAAUCUUUUGGCUACUUAUUUUUUCUUGGAUCUGACAUGGAUCAUCACAGCUACUUUACAAUCAUGGCCAACUGCAGAAGGUACAAAGGUACGUAUAUCUUGCUUGUUGGUUAUUGGUCUGACUUACUUAAUGGUAACCAAUUUCUUUUGGAUGUUUGUGGAAGGACUUUAUCUAUACAUACUAGCUGUGAAGACAUUUUCCAUUGAAGUAGUUAGAAUUCAUGUUUACUGUGUGAUCGGUUGGGGAAUUCCGGGAAUAAUUGUCGGCUCUUGGGCUUCCGUUAAAGUUUAUUUUGCCCAUCUUUCAAAAGACCCUUUAGCAGAUGGAUGUGUUUGGCAAACUAAGGACAGCACGGAUUACAUAUUCAUUUGCCCUGUCAUUGUUGUUCUUGUGGUGAACAUAUUUUUUAUGUGUAAGAUUAUGUGGGUUUUGAUGACCAAGCUUCGUAUUGCUACAACAGCAGAAUCGAAACAAUACAGGAAAGCAGCAAAAGCCCUCCUGGUAUUGAUUCCUCUGCUGGGGAUUACUUACGUACUGGUCAUUGUGACCCCAUCACAGGGAACAGAAAGAGUUGUUUUCUCCUACAUACAAGCUGUGCUUCUCUCAACACAAGGUUUCACCGUUGCAAUAUUGUACUGUUUCUUAAAUGGAGAGGUGCAAAAAUCAGUGCGCCAUUUGUGGCGACGCUGGUCAACUCGUCGUACAGUGCAUGGAUCUCAAAGAUAUUCAGUAUCCUACCGAUCCUCGCAGUAUGAUCGAGAUAACCUGAAGCUGUACAGAAGUACAAGGGGCACUCAGAAUCGUGGGAGUUGCGUGUCCUUCACCACAACUACUACAACCAACUGGCAGUCCAACUGCAACCGCUGUGACUGACGACGACUUAACAGCGCGACAGGUAGACCAGCCUCUCGCGGAAUGCACGUACAUUUCUAAAAACUGCAUCUAAAUUUUACACAACCAUCUUCAUAUCGAUUUUAUUUAAAAAGAUGUCAUCAAAAAUCAAAUUUGAUUUUAAAAAAUCAUUUUUAAUUUAUUUGUACAUUACAUUUCUUUCUAUAUAUU